UGAUGCCUGGAUGGGCACAUGGUACAACUGGGCGCGGUCCAACGAAGAACCAUUCACUUUCCCCUGAACCGUAUAAAAGGGAAACAAUCUUGCGGCUGUCUGAGAGUUAAACCAAUUUUCGGCCAGGAGAACUCUUUCUGCUUUGCGCUACCUCGGGAAUAAUUACGAUAUCAAGAUGAAGAUAUGUCUUGCUUUCAUGGUCGCCAUCAUUGGCGUUGGUGUGGUUGUCGCUGAAGAAAAUCUGAAGGAAAGGCUCGUGAUGGCCCUGAAAUCACUUGUACAGGACAAUGAGGAGCUUAGUCUGGAAGCCCGAGACUCUGAGAGUAGGUGUAUGAUGGAUACCAACAACUGCAACGACCACGGUUCAUGUGUAGCAGACCGAUGGGGAUCUUACUACUGCAGGUGUACCUUGCCAUACAGAUAUGGAGGAUCCGACUCUUCUUGCUAUCCGCCACCUGAGACUAAGUCGGAAGACCUAGAGAUGCAAGCCAAAGACACCGAGAGCAGGUGUAUGACAGACACUAACGACUGCAAUGGACACGGUACUUGUGUUCAGAGUACAUUCGGUAGAAGGACUGGACAGUAUAUCUGCCGUUGCGAUGCUGGAUUCAAGAACAACUUUGAUGGCGGUUGCAGUGCCCUUACUGAACGAGAGAUCGAAUACCUGUCCAACGUUGCCCGCGACAUGGAGCUGGAGAUGUUGGCCCGUGACACCAUGUCUCGUUGCGUCUCUGACACACAGAACUGUGACGGGAACGGCAAGUGCACACAGAGUACCUUCGGCCGUUCAAGCGGACAAUACAUCUGUCUCUGUGACGCUGGCUUCAAGAACAAUGCAUAUGGAGGCUGCUCCCCCCAAACAGAACGUGAGGUUGAGUUUCUGGCCAUGCUCUCUCGCGAUCUGCAACUGGAACUGCAAGCCCGUGACACCUUGCGCCAGUGUAACGCUGACACCAACAACUGUGACGGGGCUGGUGAGUGCAAGCAAAGUACCUUCGGACGUAACCUUGGACAAUUUAUCUGUCGGUGUAACACAGGCUACAGCAAUAACCUGUAUGGUGGAUGCUCACCCGACAAAGUUCCUGAGAAUAAAGAAGAAGAUGAGGUCGCAGAUGACGUGUCCAAACGCCGAAUGGAACUUAUGCAGCAAAUAACUGACCUCCUAGCCGAAGUAUAAACCAAGUAUAAAGAGACCAAAACUUUGAUAUCAUUAGAAAAUAUACUAUGCUCCUAAUUUCUAAAAGAUGAAGAUGUGUGUUGUAGGCGUCGUGUAGAAUCGGUGACUAAUCAGAAUUACCUUCCAGUGAAAUAACUUUCCAGAUCUAUAUAUUCAGAGUCAAACUUUUGUAAUAGUUCCCAUCGGAUACGUCAUAGAUUCAGUUUGAACCCGGGGGGCCGUAUCAUAAAGCUGUUCGUAAGUUAAAGAGCGACUGGUUAUCCUUUCUUGUGGUAAAUGAUAUUUACCAUUGAAUGUUCAUUGGUAAUUAUCAGCACAUAAGAAAGAUUCACCGGUCGCUCCUAAAUUCGCUCUUAACUUCCAAACAGCUUUAUGAAACACCCACCAGGUAUAUCGUUAUUUCAAUUGCUACCCUGUAUGAUGUGAAUUCGGUUGGUACCCGGUUUACUAUUAAAUUCGGUUGGCAUUUGGUUUAGUGUAACUUGGUCGGUACCAAAUAUGUCGGAAAUGCUUUGAUAACAAACCAAACUCUCCAAAUAGCUCUGGCACCGUACCCUCAUGAUAUAAAGUCAAAUGAGCUUGCAGUUCGUUAUUAAAUUUGAUUUUUAAAAUCAGUUUCUCUAUUAAAAAGUAAAAGUUUUAGCAUUAUUACCAAUGAUCAGGUUCAUUAAUGUAAAGAUAGUACCAAAGAUAAAAUAUCUAUAGCCACACUUUCAAGUACAUCAAAAAGGCACAAGUGUCUAAUCUUCCAUGAAUAAGUUACCCAGACUAAAAUGACAAUAUCACUGUUUUGAAUAAUAGGUCAAAGAAAUAGGCUUAUCCAACAGAAUAAUUAUAUAAUAUGAUCAAUAACAUCAUAGUGGUUAUUAUUGUGAUUUAUUAUUAUUGUUUAUAACAUUUAUUAUACAUCUGAUGUCUUAUUUUCAAGCUGCUGAGAUUUAAUGUCUACUUCCAUGUUUGCGAAUAAAAUGACAUUUGCAUUUGGAA
This is a messenger RNA of Lytechinus variegatus (green sea urchin), 2164 nucleotides long. Its product is annotated as exogastrula-inducing polypeptide-like. Gene Ontology annotation, cellular component: endoplasmic reticulum. The transcript is spliced from 7 exons. The record is from RefSeq and is a predicted model, not a curated record. NCBI's taxonomy places the organism in Eukaryota, Metazoa, Echinodermata, Echinoidea, Temnopleuroida, Toxopneustidae. The coding region runs from base 176 to 1177 and encodes 333 amino acids.